GAAAAAAUAGAGAGCAAGUCUUAUUUUUUCCUUUUUAUUUCUUUUGUCGGGUUUAUUUUAUUUAAUCUUUGUUAGUUUUUCGCUCCUAGGACAGUGACAGAAGCACGCCUCAAGCUAUGUGAAUUCCUUACAAGUGUUCGUGAUAAAGUGUACGUGUUCGUGAUGAAAUGUUAGUGUUCGUUAUGAGAAAGUAUUUUCCAUAAGAUUUCCAACACUGAUUUUAUAAAAGAGGGUGAGUAGGAUGAGAAUCGUCUCAGACUUAAUGUUCCUUCCAACAUUGUUGACGAUAUUCAUAAAGGGAAACAUGAUAGAAUCUUCUGGAAAGCUGAUGGCAAUUUUACUUGUAAAUCAGCUGAACUUUUCUUAAGAAAUGCUAAAAUUUCUACUUUGUCCUCUUAUAAUAUCUGGUACCCAAAAAUGCCCUUUAAAGUGGCCUUUUUUAUGAUGAAGUUAUUGAGAGGUAGAAUCCCUACUGAUGAUAAAGUAAGGAAAUUCAUGUUUGUCCUUCCGGAUGUAACUGCUGCAGAAGCUAUAAGGAAGAGAGUAUUCAACACCUUUUUAUGGAGGGAGAUAUGUCUCAACUGUGAAAAGCAUUUGGUAACUCUUGUAGGAUCAAUUUCAAUAUAUGCUCUAUUAGAGGUGUAGUGAUGCUAUGGUGUCUGGCCAAACCAAAUAACAAAAUUCACGAGACCAUGUACCAGUGCCUCCCUACAUUUGUGAGCUGGGAGAUUUGGAAGACUAGAUGCAAAGCGAGAUUUGAAGGCUCAAAGGUUUCUACUUAUGGAGUUGUAGAACAGGUACUGGACAUUGUUAAUCAGAUAAAACAGAUCAUGGAGAACGACAAUUUUAGAAUAACUCACUAUUUCAGAGAAGCUAAUGAAGUCGCUGAUUUACUAGCCAAUGUUGGAGUCAUGGUGAAACAUGACACAUUUUUCAUUGAAGUUUUUUCUUUGCCCAAACAAGUGAAAAUUGCAUUGAAGAAUGAUCAAGAUGGCAGGCCUAAUCUCAGGAUCAGAAUUAAAAAAAGGACAUUUCAAUUUCUAACAUGUAUUUAUGCACUUUUAUUUUUAGUUGUUUUUACACCUUUCCGGAACAUAUUUUCUCAGAUAUGAGUAUAUCUUUGAGCUACUUCCAAACUUAUAGUCUAUGUAUAGGGCACUUUUUGUACAUGGAUGAAAUUUUCAUCCUUAUUAACCCCUAUAGAGGAAGCACUAUCUUCCAUCCCCUGUAACUAUCUUUUUCUGAUGGAAUGAACAAGUAGGGGUCUACCU
Molecule: messenger RNA, 1271 nt
Organism: Solanum dulcamara
Lineage: Eukaryota; Viridiplantae; Streptophyta; Magnoliopsida; Solanales; Solanaceae
Exons: 2
Coding region: 648-1112 (154 amino acids)
Source: RefSeq, a predicted model, not a curated record